GGCUCCUCGCAGAGCUGCCAGACCUGCUCCUGCAGCCACCAGGGAGUCCCGCGGCCAGGCUAACACCUCUCCCACCAGCCUGCUUCUCAGAGCAGCAGCUGUUGCUACCGGCUGUCCCCAGGGGCAGGGCCUUCUCCACUUUUGUGCUCUGAUCGAGAUGUGGUAACCUCUUUCCCUGGGCCCCACAGGCCCUAUAAAGGGAGGCUGGUUCUAGUGGGACCAGCUCGGCCACCUCCUCAGUGCCAGGAUCCCGCUGGAAAGAGUUUGUUCUCUCACUUCUGGAGAAGAUGCAGACACAGGAGAUUCUGAGGAUACUGCGGCUGCCUGAGAUGGGUGACUUGGGCCAGUUCUUUCGCAGCCUGUCGGCCACCACCCUUGUGAGUAUGGGUGCUUUGGCUGCCGUCCUCGCCUACUGGUUUACUCACCGGCCGAAAGCCUUGACUCCACCAUGUGAUCUUCUGAUGCAGUCGGAAGAAGUGGAGGGCAGUGGUGGGGCCCGGCGAUCUGUGAUUGGAGAAGGCCCUCAGUUACUUACCCACUACUACGAUGACGCCCGGACCAUGUACCAGGUGUUCCACCGGGGCCUUAGCAUCUCAGGGAAUGGGCCUUGUCUUGGCUUCAGGAAGCCCAAGCAGCCGUACCAGUGGCUUUCCUACCAGGAGGUGGCUGACAGGGCUGAAUUCCUGGGAUCUGGGCUUCUCCAGCACAACUGCAAAGCAAGUACAGAUCAGUUUAUUGGUGUUUUUGCACAAAAUCGGCCUGAGUGGAUCAUUGCAGAGCUGGCCUGCUACACAUAUUCCAUGGUGGUGGUCCCUCUGUACGACACCCUGGGCCCCGGAGCGAUCCGCUACAUCAUCAAUACAGCGGACAUCAGCACUGUGGUCGUGGACAAGCCUCAGAAGGCUGUGCUGCUGCUAGAGCAUGUGGAGAGGAAGGAGACACCCGGGCUCAAGCUGGUCAUCCUCAUGGAGCCGUUUGAGGACACCCUGAAAGAGAGAGGGCGGCAGUGUGGGGUCGUCAUCAAGUCCAUGCAGGAUGUGGAGGACUGUGGCCAAAAGAAUCACCAUGCUCCUGUGCCCCCACAGCCUGACGACCUCUCCAUUGUGUGUUUCACAAGUGGAACAACAGGGAACCCCAAAGGUGCGAUGCUCACCCAUGGGAACGUGGUGGCUGAUUUCUCAGGCUUUCUGAAAGUGACAGAGAAAGUGAUCUUUCCGAGACAGGACGAUGUGCUCAUCUCCUUCCUGCCUCUGGCUCACAUGUUUGAGAGAGUGAUCCAGUCUGUCGUCUACUGCCAUGGAGGGCGCAUUGGCUUCUUCCAAGGAGACAUCCGCCUCCUCUCAGAUGAUAUGAAAGCUCUACGCCCCACCAUCUUCCCUGUAGUCCCGCGACUGCUGAACCGGAUGUAUGAUAAGAUCUUCAGCCAGGCCGACACGCCACUGAAGCGCUGGCUCCUGGAGUUUGCGGCAAAGCGCAAGCAGGCCGAGGUCCAGAGCGGAAUCAUCAGGAAUAAUAGUAUCUGGGAUGAGCUCUUCUUUAAUAAGAUUCAGGCCAGCCUUGGUGGACGUGUGCGGAUGAUUGUCACUGGAGCAGCGCCUGCAUCGCCAACAGUCCUGGGAUUCCUCCGGGCAGCUCUGGGGUGUCAGGUUUAUGAAGGGUACGGUCAAACAGAAUGUACGGCGGGAUGCACCUUCACCACACCUGGAGACUGGACCUCAGGACAUGUAGGGGCUCCUCUGCCCUGCAACCACAUCAAGCUUGUCGAUGUGGAGGAACUAAACUAUUGGACCCACAGAGGAGAGGGAGAGAUAUGUGUGAAAGGACCAAAUGUAUUCAAAGGAUACUUAAAAGACCAGGAGAGGACAAAAGAGGCCCUGGACAGUGAUGGCUGGCUUCACACAGGAGAUAUUGGGAAGUGGCUGCCGGAAGGAACCCUUAAAAUCAUCGAUCGGAAAAAGCACAUAUUUAAACUUGCGCAGGGAGAAUAUGUGGCACCUGAAAAGAUCGAGAACAUCUACGUCAGGAGUGAGCCUGUGGCACAAGUCUACGUCCACGGGGACAGCUUGAAGGCUUAUUUGGUGGGCAUUGUAGUGCCUGACCCUGAAGUCAUGCCCUCCUGGGCCCAGAAGAGAGGAAUUGAAGGGACAUAUGCAGAGGUCUGUAGAAAUAAGGACCUGAAGAAAGCCAUUUUAGAAGAUCUGGUGAGGUUAGGAAAAGAAAGUGGCCUUCAUUCUUUUGAACAGGUGAAAGCCAUUUACAUCCACUGUGACAUGUUCUCGGUUCAGAAUGGCUUGCUGACACCAACGCUAAAGGCUAAGAGGCCUGAGCUGAGAGAAUACUUCAAAAAACAGAUAGAAGAGCUUUACUCAACCUCCCUGUGAAGUUCAGGCACAGCUCUCAGCGUAACAGGCUGUGCAGCAGUAUCAUCGCUAUCCUUGAAAGUAAUGAGGCAGAACGACACAGCUGAAAAUGAAGAAGCACCUGAUUUGUGACUGAGCCUUUUCCUGUCCCAAGAGGUCUUUAACAAUAUUUUCUCUAUCAUCACUGAGUAUACUUUAUUUUUAUUAAAAUGAGAUACUAUAGAAAGCUGCUAAAAAAUCUCAAGUGGCAAUGUAAAAAUCAAGACAGUUUCUUAAGAACUGUGUACCACUUAAAGUAAUAUAUUCUCAAUAUUCAUGAAACUCUUAUUAAACAUAAAGGAAAAACAA
Messenger RNA from Octodon degus (degu), 2708 nucleotides. It is a transcript of the gene Acsl6, whose product is annotated as acyl-CoA synthetase long chain family member 6. Lineage: Eukaryota; Metazoa; Chordata; Mammalia; Rodentia; Octodontidae. The record is from RefSeq and is a predicted model, not a curated record. Gene Ontology annotation, biological process: long-chain fatty-acyl-CoA biosynthetic process; long-chain fatty acid metabolic process; very long-chain fatty acid metabolic process. Gene Ontology annotation, molecular function: arachidonate-CoA ligase activity. The coding region runs from base 288 to 2381 and encodes 697 amino acids. The transcript is spliced from 21 exons. Gene Ontology annotation, cellular component: endoplasmic reticulum; membrane.